Messenger RNA from Acanthamoeba castellanii str. Neff, 1332 nucleotides. RefSeq lists its product as uncharacterized. NCBI's taxonomy places the organism in Eukaryota, Discosea, Longamoebia, Acanthamoebidae. The record is from RefSeq and is a predicted model, not a curated record. The coding region runs from base 1 to 1332 and encodes 443 amino acids. The transcript has 4 exons.
AUGUCGGAACCGAGCGCGGAACUCGAGCUGGGGAUGGAGAUCGAACCCGUGAUCGAGGAAUCGAAGGAUCUUCCGAAUCAGGGAAAGAGCUGCGGGAGCAUAGAAGAGGAGGAGAGCACGACCCAGCCAGCGCCAACCAUAAGCAUCGAAGCGGAGAACUGCAGCGGCGAUACGGAAGAAGCGAUUCGUACGGAGGCCGAUUACGUAACCGUCGAGCAGCCGAUCGCAUUCGAUGGUGAGCUCGAGGACCACGUCGAACUCCGAGCCGGGUCUGUGCGAGAAGCGGACAAGGUCCAAGAGGAGAUCGCGGCGGCAUUCGGUGAGAUCACGGUAGAGACGCCCAACACGACGAUCAACAACGACAAGGAAAAGAAGACAGACGAAGAGAAACUAGAAGAGGAACACGAGAAGCAAGAAAGCUCGGGCGAAGGAAUGCAGAACGAGCACACGAUCGAAGAGAAGACCACCGAGGAGAACGAAGAGCGAAAAGAGGAAAGCGAUAAAGAUCGAAUGGACAUUGAGGUGGCACCACAAGGAGAGGAGGAGGCGAACGAAUCGAUCUCGUCGUUGAUAGAGGAAAGCGAGAAGGAAGAACGCGAAGCCGAAGAAAACGACCAACGCGAGGAUACAACAGAUCAACGGGUUCAAGAAGACCAAACGGAACGAGAGAUGAAGGUCGAGAAGGAGGAGGUACCGUGCGCGAGCGUCGACGCGUCCAGCUCGUUCGACGUCUGGCUUCGGACCGAGGUCUUGCCGCUCGACGAUACGCGCCCAAGCCCGACCACCAGGCCGAACGAUCCCCUGGCCAGCGUCACCAUCGAUCGACCGGCGAGCCCGGGAGGAGCGGAGGAGCACGAUGCGUGGCAGCGUCUGCUCCGGCAGCUCAGGCAGAGGGCUAGCGAGGGCAGGGGCACCACGGCGGAGGUGGAGGCGGAGCGAGCCCCGGCCUUCGACGGCUGCACCCUUCCCGCGGCCGAGGGAAGCGAGCCGCAGUUCGCGUGCGGGGGCCGCAAGCGAGGCUUGGCCGAGCUCGCGGUCACGGGCGAGGGCAGGGAGACGAGGCCUGGUACCCCGCCCGGGAGCCCGCCGCGGAAGAAGGCGUUCGAGGUGUUCAAGGAACCGGCCGACGUCGACGCGGUUGUUGCCACUGGCAUACCCAUGAAGUUGUUCGACAAGCCUCGACCGCCUCUUCCCUACGCGAGCAAGUCUUUCUGCAGCGCCGUGGGGAGGAAACGAAAGCGAGUGCAGAUCCUCCACCCCAACGCACAGCAGCCCAAGGCGAAGCCAUUGGCAAUGCUGGACCCAUUCGCCACGAAUGAAUGGGAAGAGUAA